Herpailurus yagouaroundi (jaguarundi) is the source of this 2646-nucleotide messenger RNA. RefSeq names its product CCAAT enhancer binding protein alpha (gene CEBPA). NCBI's taxonomy places the organism in Eukaryota, Metazoa, Chordata, Mammalia, Carnivora, Felidae. Gene Ontology annotation, biological process: myeloid cell differentiation; DNA-templated transcription; regulation of transcription by RNA polymerase II. Bases 139 to 1227 code for a protein of 362 amino acids. The transcript is spliced from 2 exons. The record is from RefSeq and is a predicted model, not a curated record. Gene Ontology annotation, molecular function: RNA polymerase II cis-regulatory region sequence-specific DNA binding; DNA-binding transcription factor activity, RNA polymerase II-specific.
GCGCGCCUGGCCAUUAGCGACCGGGAGCUGCGCGGGCGCGAGGGAGUCGGGGCUCCGGGUGGUCGGCAGCAGCAUAGGCGCCCCGCGCAGGCUGGAGGCCGCCGAGGCUCGCCAUGCCGGGAGGACUGUAGCUCCCCCAUGGAGUCGGCCGACUUCUACGAGGCGGAGCCGCGGCCCCCGAUGAGCAGCCACCUCCAGAGUCCCCCGCACGCGCCCAGCAGCGCCGCCUUCGGCUUUCCCCGGGGCGCGGGCUCCGCGCAGCCCCCCGCCCCACCUGCCGCCCCAGAGCCGCUGGGCGGCAUCUGCGAACACGAGACGUCCAUCGACAUCAGCGCCUACAUCGACCCGGCCGCCUUCAACGACGAGUUCCUGGCCGACCUGUUCCAGCACAGCCGGCAGCAGGAGAAGGCCAAGGCGGCUGCGGCCCCCGCAGGAGCCGGCGGCGGUGACUUUGACUACACGGGCGCCCCCGGGGGGCCCGGCGGCGCCGCGAUGCCGGGAGGGACGCACGGCCCUCCUCCUGGCUACGGCUGCGCCGCGGCCGGCUACCUGGACGGCAGGCUGGAGCCCCUGUACGAGCGCGUCGGGGCGCCGGCGUUGCGGCCGCUGGUGAUCAAGCAGGAGCCGCGCGAGGAGGACGAGGCGAAGCAGCUGGCGCUGGCCGGCCUCUUCCCCUACCAGCCGCCGCCGCCGCCGCCGCCGCCGCACCCGCACCCACCGCCCGCGCACCUGGCCGCCCCUCACCUGCAGUUCCAGAUCGCGCACUGCGGCCAGACCACCAUGCACCUGCAGCCCGGCCACCCCACGCCGCCGCCCACGCCCGUGCCCAGCCCUCACCCAGCACCGGCUCUCGGUGCCGCUGGCUUGCCAGGCCCCGGCGGCGCGCUCAAGGGGCUGGCGGGGCUGGCGGCCGCGCACCCCGACCUCCGCGCGGGCGGCGGCGGCGGCGGCGGCGGCGGCGCGGGCAAAGUCAAGAAGUCGGUGGACAAGAACAGCAACGAGUACCGGGUGCGGCGCGAGCGCAACAACAUCGCGGUGCGCAAGAGCCGGGACAAGGCCAAGCAGCGCAACGUGGAGACACAGCAGAAGGUGCUGGAGCUGACCAGUGACAAUGACCGCCUGCGCAAGCGGGUGGAACAACUGAGCCGCGAACUGGACACGCUGCGGGGCAUCUUCCGCCAGCUGCCCGAGAGCUCCCUGGUCAAGGCCAUGGGCAACUGCGCGUGAGACGCGGGGCGGCGGGACCGCCCUGGGCCGGCCGCUGGCUGGGACCCAGGGAGUGGUUUCGGGUCUCCGGAUCUCAAGACUGCCCCAGCGGCGCAGGCCGGGACUAGGAGAUUACGGUGCCGCCAGAAAGCCUGGCCUGCCGCGCGCGCCCCUUGCCUUCCUCUGCGCCAGAUUCGGUGCGUCUAAGAUGAGGGGUCAGGCAGUGGUUUCUCCCUGCCGGAGAGGAGAAGUGCCAUGGGGCUCAGCCGGAAGCCCGGCAGCUCCAGUAUUAAGGAAUAACCUUGUGCCUUGGAAACGCAAACUCACCGCUCCGAUUCCUACCGAGUAGGUGGAGCAAAUACGUGCCUUGUCAUUUUAUUUGGAGGGUUCCUGCCUCAUUCCUGAGGCUGCAGGCCUCCAUGAGAGAAGGCAAUGUGCGGCCUAUGGCAGGAGAAAGGUUCAGGGAGCAGGGAUCCCAACAAGCCAGCCCUAGCCGCUCCUCAAUGCCUGUCCUCGGAGGGGAGGAGAUACAGGGACUUGGAACGUUGUUCCCUUAGUCCUACAUGAAGGUGGAGGGUCCCUAGUUCCUUGCCUCUAAUCUCCCAGCCUGUGACAGGCUGGGCUUCCCUGGGCAGAACCCACUGAGAUGGGGGGUCACCAGGUGACCAGUGGGAGCCCCCUGCCCCCAGUCAGAUCAGAAAGCUAGGUCAUGGGUGAGCUGUAAGGACAUGUGUUCAUGGGAGUGGUGGCCUGGUGGAAGAGGGAAACCCAGAGAUCUGGUCGGGGGUGGGGGUGGGGUGAAGGGACACUGGGACCAUCAGCCUUGUACUGUAUGUUGCCAGCAUUGCAUACAAACAUGAAGCACAAUCUGUCCAUCCCAGAGGGACCGAAGUUAUGAGAAGCUUUCCAAAUAUUUUGCUUUAUCAGCCGAUAUCAACACUUGUAUCUGGCCUCUCUGUGUCCCAGCGGUGCCUUGAGCAAUGUGAAUGUGCACGUCUAUGCUAAACCACCAUUUUAUUUGGUUUUUGUUUUGUUUUGGUUUUGCUCAGAUACUUGCCAAAAUGAGACUCUUUGUCAGCAGCUGCAGGGAGGGUCUGCAGCUCUCUUUCCUUUUGGUUUUUGGGAUUGCUUUUGCUCCCAAGGGAACCAAAGAGGUGAGGUGGGCUUCCUCUUUCCCGGCGGGGGGGGGGGGGGGGGGGGUGUUGAAGGGGGUGUGAGGCUAUGGGCCUCACUCCCCUCUGGCCUGGGCUGCCCACAGGCUUGCCCCCACCAGAGGCCCUGGCUCCUGGUCUGGAGGGAGGCGGCCUCCAGCCAGCACGCACAGAUCGGCGGGGCUGGGAGCAGGGAAGGACAGCUUGGUUCUCUUCUUUGGGGAGAACGCAGAGUUUCAUGCUAGAUGUUUUAUGUAUUAUAUCUAUAAUAUAAACAUAUCAAAGUAAA